This is a messenger RNA of Manihot esculenta (cassava), 1913 nucleotides long. Its product is annotated as allantoate deiminase 2. Lineage: Eukaryota; Viridiplantae; Streptophyta; Magnoliopsida; Malpighiales; Euphorbiaceae. The transcript has 12 exons. Gene Ontology annotation, molecular function: hydrolase activity, acting on carbon-nitrogen (but not peptide) bonds, in linear amidines. The record is from RefSeq and is a predicted model, not a curated record. The coding region runs from base 258 to 1733 and encodes 491 amino acids.
UUCCUAAGAGUGGAUGACGCGUAAAACAUCUACUGCAUGCUAGUUACAUGCCACGUCAUCUUGGGACCCAAAUGCUUCAUCUGGGUCCACAUCAAACGCUUGGCUGCCGCACAUGCUACAAAGACCCAAAGCAAGCAGCCUUAGCCCGAGCUGCUGGUGGCCAAGGAGGCUGCUUCGCUCAUCAGUGAUAGAUUGCGGUGGCGGCGCUUUGGCUCCCCAGAAAUAUUGAUUUUUUUGGCAAGUUAUCACGGCUGGCCAUGGCUAUUUCUGUUGUAAAAUCACAUAUUUGGUCGAGUUAUCUAUCUUUUCUCUUGCAUAUUUUUGCGGCUUCUCUCUUAUUAUUAACUACUUGUGCUUCUGCUCAAGCCUUCUCGGAAGUCGGAAGUGAAGAUGUUGAUAGUGGAAGGAAUAAUUUGUAUUCUGAAAUCUUGAGAGAUGAGGCUGUGGCGAGGCUCAAUGAGCUUGGAAAGGUGAGUGAUGCUGAUAGCUAUCUUGAAAGGACAUUCAUGAGUGCAGCUUCUUUAAGGGCUGCAAAUCUUAUUUGUGGUUGGAUGGAGGAUGCUGGCUUGACAACGUGGAUUGACCGCAUGGGCAAUUUACAUGGUCGUUUUGAAGGAAUGGAUCCAAGUGCUGGGACUCUAUUGAUUGGUUCUCAUUUGGACACUGUUGUUGAUGCUGGGAUAUUUGAUGGGUCCUUGGGCAUAAUCUCAGCAUUGUCUGCUUUAAAGGUGUUGAAAACAACUGGAAUGCUGGGAAAAUUAAAACGGCCAGUUGAGGUUAUUGCAUUUAGUGAUGAGGAGGGUGUGAGGUUUCAGUCUACUUUCUUAGGCAGUGCCGCUAUAGCUGGUAUUUUACCAGUUUCAGCAUUGCAGAUAUCUGACAAGGGUGGUGUAACAGUGCAAGAAAGUCUUAAGGAGCACUCCAUUGAAAUUACUGAAGAAAGCCUAUUACAACUUAAGUAUGAUCCAAAAUCUGUUUGGGGUUAUGUUGAGGUUCAUAUUGAACAAGGACCUCUACUAGAAUGGGUUGGUUUUCCCCUAGGUGUGGUUAAAGGAAUAGCUGGACAGACACGGCUAAAGGUUUUGGUGAAAGGCUCACAGGGGCAUGCUGGCACGGUUCCAAUGGCUUUACGGAAAGAUCCCAUGGCUGCUGCUGCCGAGUUAAUUAUACUGUUGGAACGUCUCUGUAAAAAUCCUAAAGAUUUUCUGUCUUAUGAUGGGCAAUGCAAUGAUUCCACAAUUGAGUCACUUUCCAGUUCCCUUGUUUGUACUGUUGGGGAGAUAUCGACCUGGCCAAGUGCAAGCAAUGUCAUUCCAGGCCAGGUAACUUUCACUGUAGAUAUACGUGCAAUGAAUGAUAUGGGACGUGAAGCUGUCAUUUAUGAGUUAUCUAAGCAGAUAUAUCAAAUUUGUGAUAGACGAUCUGUUUCUUGCAUCAUUGAACGCAAGCAUGACGCGAAUGCAGUGGUCUGUGAUUCUGAAUUAAGUUCACAGCUGAAGUUUGCAGCUAAUGCUGCACUAAAGAGAAUGACUGGUGAGAUUCAAGAUGAAGUUCCUACACUAAUGAGUGGAGCAGGACAUGAUGCAAUGGCUAUAUCUCGUCUGACUAAGGUUGGGAUGCUAUUUGUCCGAUGCCGCGGAGGCAUAAGUCACUCCCCUGCAGAACAUGUGUUGGAUGAUGAUGUUUGGGCAGCUGGGUUGGCAAUCUUGGCAUUUCUGGAGACCCACCUGUAAAUAGAACAUUCACCGGCCUCCCCUGCAGAACAUGUGUUUGGAUGAUGAUGUUUGGGCAGCUGGGUUGGCAAUCUUGGCAUUUGUGGAGACCCACCUGUAAAUAGAACAUUCAUCCUAAUAAGAAUUCAAUUCAAUUGUAUAAAUGAUAUAUUAUAUGUAUAUAAAUAAUUAUUAUAUGUA